This is a messenger RNA of Lutzomyia longipalpis, 1928 nucleotides long. RefSeq names its product juvenile hormone esterase-like. The record is from RefSeq and is a predicted model, not a curated record. The transcript has 6 exons. The coding region runs from base 25 to 1749 and encodes 574 amino acids. Lineage: Eukaryota; Metazoa; Arthropoda; Insecta; Diptera; Psychodidae.
GUCUUGAACUGCAGAAGUGUGACAAUGAAAAUUCUUUUGCUUCUUUCAAUUUUCCUUUUAAAUUUCGCCCUUCGCGAUGGGCGUAUUUCGGAAUCACUAAAGGUGACCCUACCGCAUGGAGGUGAAUUAAUUGGAAAGUAUUUGAGCUCGCAUAGGGGCAGAGGGAUACGAGCUUUUAUGGGUGUACCUUAUGCUGAACCACCAGUUGGAGCACUCAGAUUCAGCAAUCCUGUACUCAAGACACCAUGGACGGGAUCUCUUAAUGCUUUCCAAGAAUCAAGCUCUUGCCUCUCAUAUGACUACCUCUUUGGCGGAAAUGUACCAAUUGGAAGUGAAGAUUGCCUCUACUUGAACAUUUAUGUACCUCAAAGACCAAAAACUACAGACCCCCUGCCAGUUAUGGUGUACUUACACGGUGGAGGGUUUCAGAGUGGAAGUGGUGGAAAAGCGUGGUACGGCCCAGAUUAUAUCUUGGAUCAUGAUGUCAUUCUCGUUGUUGGAAACUAUCGUCUCGGGGUUUUUGGAUUCCUCAGCACAAAUACACCCGAUUCCCCGGGGAACUAUGGUCUCAAGGAUCAAGCUCUAAUGCUCAAAUGGGUGCAGGAAAAUAUUGUCACUUUCGGGGGUGAUAAUGAUUCAGUGACGAUAUUUGGAGAAAGUGCGGGUGGAGCAAGUGUUACGUACCAUACUGUUUCUCCCCUAUCUCGAGGACUCUUUCACAGAGCCAUCUCCCAGAGUGGCACACACUUUGGGCUGUGGGCACUGCAGAAGGGUGAAGCAGCAGCGAAAAAUGCAAGAAGAUUGGCUGAAACGAUAAAAUGCCCCUCAAGUGAGGAAAAUGUUCCAGAAAUGUUGGAUUGUCUCCGAAGUAUUUCUGCAAAGGAAAUUAAUUCACAUUUCUAUGAUUUCUUCUAUUGGAAUACACUUCCCAUGAUCAUGUGGUCUCCUGUCAUUGAGCCACAAAGUGAUGGGGCUUUCAUGUAUGAAGAUCCAAAGAAAGUACCAGCCAGUGAGGUACCCCUUAUGAUUGGAAUAACAUCGGACGAAGGACUUAUGCUCAGUGCAGGCUAUACAGCAAAUUCCAAAAAUAUUGAAGACAUCAAGAAUAAUAUAACCGAUAUUUUGCCAUAUUUGUUUUCUUAUCAUGAUUAUGACAGCAAUACUCAGAAAGUUGCAACGAAUAUAAUUAAAGAAUUCUACUUCAAAGAUCGCGACGUAGAUCUAAAUGUCCCGGAAAUAUUUAAAAAUUUUACAAAUCUCGUAUCAGAUGGAUAUUUUACAUCAGCAGUUGAUGCUUUUCUACAAAGUCGUCUGCCAGAAAAUCUCUCAUCCAAUACAUUUUUGUAUUUAUUCAAUCAUAUGGGUGAUAGUGGUUUCGUGGAAUGUUUCUUUAAGGACUUUGAAAAGGACCUUGGAGUUUCACAUUUGGAUGAUUUAAUCUACCUUUUCCCAAUACUGAAGGAGAAUUUCUUCAAAAUCAUUCCAACAGAAGUGGAUGACUUUGUCAGGGAAAAUAUGGUUGCAAUGUGGGUGAAUUUUGCAAAGACAGGGAAUCCCACAACAUAUGCAUAUAAGUUUCCAUUCCCUCAGUGGAAUACAGCAGGUUCGUUCCCGUAUAAUUACUUGAGAAUUGGAAACUUUAAAAUGACUAAUAGGUCAGUUAUUGGCAUGGAAAGAGGACUACUCGAGGAAAGAGCUACGUUGUGGAGAAAAAUUUAUGCUGCAUUGGAAGAAUUAGGAGAAAAUUGAGAAAAGCUUUUUUCUUUAUUCAUUUCUUUUGAUUUUUUUUCUUUAACAGAAUUUUAAAAAGUUAAGAAAUUUUUUUUUCGCAUGGUGAAUUUUUUAAAAUGGUAAAUAAUUAAUCAAUUUCAAGCUCACAUACGCAUGAAAAGAUUUAUAAAUAAAUAUUUCUAAAUAUUUGCAUCAAA